Molecule: messenger RNA, 924 nt
Organism: Knipowitschia caucasica
Lineage: Eukaryota; Metazoa; Chordata; Actinopteri; Gobiiformes; Gobiidae
Source: the annotation of a GenBank genome assembly
AUGGCUUCAGAGAGAGAGCAGAUACCAGGAACCAUCAGUGAAGAAGCAGCAGGGGGCAGCACUGAGCCAGGUGUCUGCGUCAGAACAAAAUCCUCAGUGUCCAGUACUGUGUCCCUGAAGAGUGACUGGUCUAUGGCUGAUCCACUAAACUUCAGUCUUGAAGCUGCUUCUUCAAAACCACAAGAAAAGUCACGGUGGACUCCAGCCCCAGGGCCCAAGACCUCAGGGCCACAAGACCUCAGGGCCCAAGACCUCAGGGCCCAAGACCUCAGGGCCCAAGACCUCAGGACCCAAGACCUCAGGGCCCAAGACCUCAGGGCCCAAGACCUCAGGGCCCAAGACCUCAGGACCCAAGACCUCAGGGCCCAAGACCUCAGGACCCAAGACCUCAGGACCCAAGACCUCAGGACCCAAGACCUCAGGACCCAAGACCUCAGGGCCCAAGACCUCAGGACCCAAGACCUCAGGGCCCAAGACUCAGGACCCAAGACCUCAGGACCCAAGACCUCAGGGCCCAAGACCUCAGAGCGACACAAGAGUCCAGACUGUCGACUGGAGACACUCAGGUUGGAGCGCUGUGGUUUGUCAGAGAUCAGCUGUUCCUCUGUGGCCUCAGCUCUGGAGUCCAACCCCUCACAUCUCACACUCCUGGACCUGGGUCAGAACAUUCUGUCUGAUUCAGCAGUGUCUGAUCUGUGUGGUUUUCUACAGAGUCCAGACUGUCGACUGGAGACACUCAGGUUGGAGGACUGUGGUUUGUCAGAGAUCAGCUGUUCCUCUGUGGCCUCAGCUCUGGAGUCCAACCCCUCACAUCUCACAGACCUGGACCUGAGGUGGAACAAACUGUCUGAUUCUGAUGUGAAGAAGCUCCUGAGACUCCAACAGAGUCCUCACUGUCGACUGCAGACUCUGAAGUAUAAAUAA